Molecule: messenger RNA, 1572 nt
Organism: Botrytis byssoidea
Lineage: Eukaryota; Fungi; Ascomycota; Leotiomycetes; Helotiales; Sclerotiniaceae
Exons: 5
Coding region: 1-1572 (523 amino acids)
Biological process (GO): glycerol metabolic process; glycerol-3-phosphate biosynthetic process; triglyceride metabolic process
Cellular component (GO): mitochondrion
Molecular function (GO): glycerol kinase activity
Source: RefSeq, a predicted model, not a curated record
AUGGGUGACCACACUUCAGUUUCUAGCCAUGAGUCCUUCGUGUCAGUAUCGAACCAUGAAUCUUUCAUAGGUUCCAUAGACCAAGGUACCACAAGCACAAGAUUUUUAAUCUUCAACAAAGACGGCGAGCCAGUUGCAUCACAUCAAGUUGAGUUCUCUCAGAUAUAUCCACAAUCAGGGUGGCACGAACAUGAUCCUCUUGAAAUUAUCGACUCGAUAGAAGUUUGUAUUGAAGGUGCUGUCAAAAAAUUUGAGCAACAAGGUCAUUCAGCGAGACAGAUUAAAGCCGUAGGACUCACAAAUCAACGAGAGACAACAGUCGUCUGGGACCACGAAACAGGAGAACCUCUAGCAAAUGCUAUAGUGUGGACAGAUACCAGAAAUCAGGCAUUAGUCAGAAAGUUGAAAGCUCGACUUGGAUCUAAUCAAUUGCAGGGUCUCUGCGGUCUUCCUCUAUCUACUUAUCCUUCUGUUGGUAAGCUUUUGUGGUUGAUUGAAAAUAAUAGUAAAGUCUCAGACGCAUAUGAUCGAGGCCAUCUUGCGUUUGGUACCGUUGAUUCCUGGGUUAUCUAUAAGCUCAAUGGUGGACCAAAGAAGAAUGUGUUCGUUACAGAUCCCACGAAUGCAUCGCGUUCAAUGUUCAUGAAUUUGCAUACUCUCAAGUAUGAUGAGCAGCUUUUGGAUUUUUUCAGAUUUGAUAUGGAUAAGCUUCAUCUCCCCAAGAUUGUCCGGUCGUCGGAUCGCGAGUCCUUCGGUAUUCUUACAACGGGAAUCUUGAAGGGUGUCCCUAUCACGGGUGUGUUAGGUGAUCAAAGUGCGGCGCUUGUCGGACAAAAAGCUUUCACACCAGGUAGAGCAAAGAAUACCUAUGGGACAGGUUGCUUCCUUCUCUACCAUGUUGGUGACAAGCCUGUAGUUUCCACACAUGGGCUUUUGAGUACAGUUGCGUAUGACUUUGAUGGUAAACCGCAAUAUGCUUUGGAAGGAAGUAUUGCGGUCGCAGGCUCCAGUAUCAAGUUCCUUCAAAAUAAUCUUGGCUUCGUCGACUCUUCGGCCAAGAUCAGUCAGCUAGCUGAGACUGUAGAAGAUAAUGGCGGUGUCACUUUUGUGACUGCAUUCAGUGGGCUCUUCGCACCAUACUGGUACGACGAUGCUCGCGGCACUCUUUUUGGAAUCACAGCAUAUACACAAAAAGGUCAUAUUGCUCGUGCUACUUUGGAGGCGACUUGCUUCCAAACGAAAGCAAUAUUGAACGCGAUGGAAAAGGACAGCGGGAAGAAACUCGCUGAACUAGCCGUCGAUGGAGGCAUGAGUAAUUCUGAUCUCUGCAUGCAAAUUCAAGCCGAUCUUAUUUCUAUCCCGGUUGAGCGUCCAAGAAUGCUGGAGACGACAGCAUUGGGUGCCGCCAUCGCCGCAGGUUUUGCAGUCGGGGUUUGGGAAACUUUUGACGAAUUGAAGAAUAUUAAUACCAUAGGAAAAACUGAGUUCCAUCCUAAAAUUACUCCAGAAGAAAGUAAGGAAAAGUUUUCGCGAUGGACGAAAGCAGUUGAAAUGUGUAAAGGCUGGCUUUAG